Penicillium hordei is the source of this 210-nucleotide messenger RNA. RefSeq lists its product as uncharacterized. Bases 1 to 210 code for a protein of 69 amino acids. Lineage: Eukaryota; Fungi; Ascomycota; Eurotiomycetes; Eurotiales; Aspergillaceae. The record is from RefSeq and is a predicted model, not a curated record. The transcript has 2 exons.
AUGACCCGUGCUACCCUCGUCCAUCACAAAACCCUGAACCUGAAAAGGCUCCUGGUGCCUAAAGAGAUAUUCAACUUGGUCCACGACAGCCAUGCCAUCCAAGGUUUCGAUCGUCGCUGGCAACGCAUGCAAGGGAUGUGCUUCCACAAAUUCACCAAGCUGCUAAAGCAGUACAUCUACAGCUUCCUUCAAAUAAUUGUAUCGAGUUGA